Messenger RNA from Octodon degus (degu), 4315 nucleotides. It is a transcript of the gene Ano8, whose product is annotated as anoctamin 8. The transcript is spliced from 19 exons. Bases 264 to 4058 code for a protein of 1264 amino acids. Lineage: Eukaryota; Metazoa; Chordata; Mammalia; Rodentia; Octodontidae. Gene Ontology annotation, cellular component: plasma membrane. Gene Ontology annotation, biological process: chloride transmembrane transport. The record is from RefSeq and is a predicted model, not a curated record. Gene Ontology annotation, molecular function: chloride channel activity.
AUCAGAGUGGGCGGGCGACAAAGAAGCCCAGAGAACCACGCGGGCAGGCCCGAGAACCAGAGUGCUAAGGCUGGAGGCUGAGAACCAGAGUGACGCGCGGGACAGGAGGCUGCGGGCUCGAAGCGGGCGGGGACGAGAAGCAGCGCCGGGCACGGGGACGGUGCGACGCGGGCGGGCGAGGCCUUUGUUUCCUCCGCGCUCGGCCCCAUGCGCUCGCGUCCCCCCGGCGCCCGGGCUGCGCGCAGCCCUUGACCCAGCUUGCCAUGGCGGAGCCCGCCUCGGGCGCCGGGGGCACGGCCCUGGAUGGGGAGAGGGGCAAGAGACCCCCACCAGAGGGCGAGCCUGCAGCCCCCGCGUCCGGAGUGUUGGACAAGCUCUUCGGGAAGCGGCUGCUGCAGGCGGGGCGCUACCUCGUGUCCCACAAAGCAUGGAUGAAGACGGUGCCCACGGAGAACUGCGACGUGCUCAUGACCUUCCCAGACACGACCGACGACCACACGCUGCUCUGGCUGCUGAACCACAUCCGGGUGGGCAUCCCUGAGCUCAUCGUGCAAGUCCGCCACCACCGACGCACACGCGCCUAUGCCUUCUUUGUCACCGCCACUUACGAGAGCCUGCUCAGAGGCGCCGACGAGCUGGGGCUGCGCAAGGCCGUGAAAGCCGAGUUCGGCGGGGGCACUCGAGGCUUCUCCUGUGAAGAGGACUUCAUCUAUGAGAAUGUAGAGAGCGAGCUGCGUUUCUUCACCUCCCAGGAGCGCCAGAGCAUCAUCCGCUUCUGGCUGCAGAACCUGCGUGCCAAGCAGGGAGAGGCCUUGCACAACGUGCGCUUCCUGGAGGACCAGCCAAUCAUCCCCGAGUUGGCAGCCCGUGGGAUCAUCCAGCAGGUGUUUCCCGUGCAUGAGCAGCGCAUUCUGAACCGCCUGAUGAAAUCCUGGGUACAGGCAGUGUGUGAAAACCAGCCAUUAGAUGACAUCUGCGACUACUUCGGUGUGAAGAUUGCCAUGUAUUUUGCCUGGCUGGGCUUCUACACAUCAGCAAUGGUAUAUCCGGCUGUCUUCGGCUCCGUGCUGUACACGUUCACAGAGGCCGACCAGACAAGCCGAGAUGUGUCCUGUGUGGUAUUUGCACUCUUCAAUGUGAUCUGGUCAACACUGUUCUUGGAGGAGUGGAAACGGAGGGGUGCUGAGCUGGCCUACAAGUGGGGGACUCUGGACUCGCCUGGGGAAGUCAUGGAGGAGCCACGCCCGCAAUUCAGGGGUGUGCGUCGCAUCAGCCCUGUGACCCGUGCAGAGGAGUUCUACUACCCACCCUGGAAGCGGCUGCUCUUCCAGCUGCUCGUGAGCCUGCCCCUGUGCCUGGCCUGCCUCGCCUGUGUCUUCCUGCUCAUGCUCGGAUGCUUCCAGCUGCAGGAGCUGGUGCUGAGUGUGAAGGGGCUGCCACGCCUCGCCCGCUUCCUGCCCAAGGUCAUGCUGGCCCUGCUGGUCAGCGUUAGUGCUGAGGGCUACAAGAAGCUGGCCAUCUGGCUCAAUGACAUGGAGAAUUACCGGUUGGAGAGUGCCUACGAGAAGCAUCUCAUCAUCAAGGUUGUCCUGUUCCAGUUUGUCAAUUCCUACCUGAGUCUUUUCUACAUUGGCUUCUACCUCAAGGACAUGGAGCGUCUCAAGGAGCUCCUGCUCGUCCUGUCCCUGUCCCAGAGCCUCGAGCGGCAGCUUCGGGCAGUACUGGUCCCGCUCGUGGCCCUGCGGUUCCGCCUGCUCCUCCUCUCCCUCCGGGGCCUUCUGCUCUCAGCCCGGGCCAAAAUGCUGGCCACCCUGCUGAUCACCCGGCAGUUCCUGCAAAAUGUGCGUGAGGUCCUGCAGCCCCACCUCUACGGCCACCUUCGCCGUGGCGAGCUUGGCCUCCAGGCCCUGGCGGGCCUGGCUCGGGCCCUGCUCGGUGGCCUCAGCCUCAGGCGCCCUGCAUCCCGCCUCCUCGAAACCCAGGCCGAUGAGGGUGGGAGCGGGGCAGGCAGCCGAAGGUGUCUCGGCGGGGGCUGUGGGGCUCCUGAGGAGGAGGACGAGACGACCACCGUGGAGAGCAGGCCUGCAGGGGAAGGGGGAGAAGUUAGGGACGGGCCUGGGGGUGUGGAGGAGGAUGAGGACGAGGACGAGGAGGAUGAAGAAGAUGAGGAAGACGAAGGUGAGGAUGGUGACCUCUUGGACUGCGGGCUCAGGCUGAAGAAGGUCAGCUUUGCCGAGCGUGGGGCUGGGCGGCACCGGCCUGGCCCAAGCCCAGAGGCACUGCUGGAAGAGGGCAGCCCCACCAUGGUGGAGAAGGGGAUGGAGCCAGGUGUGUUCACCCUGGCUGAGGAGGAGGAGGAGGCAGAGGGACCACCUGGCAGUCCCGAACACGAGCCUCCAGCUGUCCUGCUCCGCCGGGCUGGAUGCGAGGGCCGGGAUCAGGGCCCUGAGGGAGGCCGAGACCCAGAGCCUGGCUCUGGGGAGCAGGCGGCCAAGCAGAAGCGGCAGAACCGCUCCUCUUGGAUCGACCCGCCUGAGGAGGAGCACUCGCCCCAGCUCACCCAGGCGGAGCUGGAGAGCUGCAUGAAGAAGUAUGAGGACACCUUCCAGGACUACCAGGAGAUGUUUGUGCAGUUCGGCUACGUUGUGCUUUUUUCCUCCGCGUUCCCACUGGCUGCGCUCUGUGCCCUGGUCAACAACCUCAUCGAGAUCCGCAGCGAUGCCUUUAAGCUGUGCACUGGGCUGCAGCGGCCCUUCGGCCAGCGUGUGGAAAGUAUCGGCCAGUGGCAGGUGAUGGAGGCCAUGGGCGUUCUGGCCAUCGUGGUGAACUGCUACCUCAUUGGGCAGUGUGGGCAGCUGCAGCGUCUCUUCCCCUGGCUGAGCCCAGAGGCGGCCAUCGUGUCCGUGGUGGUGCUCGAGCACUUUGCUCUGCUCCUCAAGUACCUCAUCCACAUGGCCAUCCCUGACAUCCCAGGCUGGGUAGCCGAGGAGAUGGCCAAACUUGAGUACCAGCGUCGUGAGGCCUUCAAGAGACACGAGCGCCAGGCCCAGCACCGCUACCAGCAGCAGCAGCGCAGGCGGCGGGAGGAGGAGGAGCGGCAGCGCCACGCCGAGCACCACGCCCGUCGGGAACGCGAUGCGGGCCGGGAUGAGGCUAGGCCUGAGGGCACCGGGCUGGACGCCACGAGCUCGGAGAAGGCCUCUGCCAAGGCCAAGGGCGGAGGGGCGGGCAGCCACGGGCAGGAGCGGCCCAAGCGUCCCGGCUCGCUGCUGGCGCCCAACAACGUCAUGAAGCUGAAGCAGAUCAUCCCGCUGCAGGGCAAGUUCCUGUCUUCGGGGGCCACCGCUGGGGCGGGCGCAGCAGGCCCCGCACCCCGGCCGGCCCCAGCCCCGUCUCCCACGGGCGGGGACACCCGUCUGCCCGCCUUCCUCAGCUUCAAGUUCCUCAAGUCGCCUGAGACCCGGCGGGACCCGGAGCGCAGCCAGUCGCCCCCCAAGGCUUUCCACGCCGCUAAGCUAUUCCCUUUCGGCGGGGCGCGGGCCGAGGCCAACGGGGCGGGCGCGGGCAGCCAGGCCCGGCAGGACGCGGCCCCCAGUGGCGGCGGCGGUCGGGCCAGAAGCGGGCCGGUGGACGAGGCCUCGGCUGAGGAGCGGGAAGCGCCCCGGCCCGAAGAGGAAGGCCCAGGGACAGCGCCAGGCCCCGCAGGCGCCCCUGCCCUCUGCACCCGCCACAGCCGGAGCCCUACACCUCGGUCCCAGCCCCUGACGCCGCCCGCGGGCUGCUGGCAGUGGGACCCACCCUGGGGCUGUGGGGGUGAGGCUGCCGCCCCCCGCCCGAGCCCACCGGCUGCCACCGUUGCUGAGUGCCCGCCCUGCGCCCUGGCCCUGCCCGCGCCCCAGCCACAGCCCCUAUCCGGGGACGCCAGCUUCUACAGUCUCCCGCUGCCACCGCCAGAACUGGAGCCAGAACAACCCGAGACCCCCACAGCAGGCCCCGGCUCCAGCCCCAGCCCCAGCCCCAGCCCCCAUGCAGUGUGCUGGCCCGGCGGCUGGCACUAGCUGCCCCACCUCCAACAUAUGCAAUAGCAGUCAGCAGUGCGGCCGCUGGACCUGGCCACGUUGCCCAGCACGGCUGCCCCCACCAGGGCAGCCCCCCCUGCCGUUUUCCCUUCAACCAGGAUGGGGGACGAAAGGUGCCCCCACAUCCAUAGAUGACACCCACACCCAGAAUAGGCAAUUAUUUAUUUGUUUUUAAUUUAUUUUGUCAUAUUUUUGUAAAACGGCAGCAAUGCAAUAAAAAGUCUAUUUCAACAGUG